Messenger RNA from Cucurbita maxima (winter squash), 994 nucleotides. RefSeq names its product probable phospholipid hydroperoxide glutathione peroxidase. Lineage: Eukaryota; Viridiplantae; Streptophyta; Magnoliopsida; Cucurbitales; Cucurbitaceae. The record is from RefSeq and is a predicted model, not a curated record. Gene Ontology annotation, biological process: response to oxidative stress. Gene Ontology annotation, cellular component: cytosol. Gene Ontology annotation, molecular function: glutathione peroxidase activity. The coding region runs from base 227 to 730 and encodes 167 amino acids. The transcript has 6 exons.
AUGCAUCCUCCAUGUUCUGUAUCUCAAUUCGCUCUCUUGUCGAAAGAAAUUUCUCAGCGUUUGAUCAUUAUCUUCUUCACCUCUGGUUUUGAACAAGCGAAUCUCGCCCGCUUCGAAGCAAACUCUUCUGCAUUAUUCGCAGUGUUUUUCUGUAUCUCGCUUCGUUUCACCAAUUAAUCCAGGUUUUUCGCGUCUUGGCUCGGUGUUUAUUCGGUUGGAUCAUACUAUGGCCACCGCCUCCAAGACUUCAGUCCAUGAUUUCACCGUAAAGGAUGCUAGAGGAAAUGAUGUCGACCUCAGCAUUUACAAAGGAAAGGUCCUCUUGAUUGUCAAUGUUGCGUCUCAGUGUGGCUUGACUAAUUCGAACUACACUGAACUGGCCCAACUGUAUGCUAAAUACAAGGACCAAGGGUUUGAGAUUCUUGCAUUUCCGUGCAACCAAUUUGGAAGCCAGGAGCCAGGAACCAAUGAAGAGAUUGUGCAGUUUGCUUGCACCCGUUUUAAGGCCGAGUACCCCAUUUUUAACAAGGUGGACGUGAAUGGAAAGAACGCUGCUCCUCUAUACAAGUACUUGAAGUCGAGCAAAGGUGGGAUCUUUGGAGACGGCAUUAAGUGGAACUUCUCCAAGUUCUUGGUGAACAAAGAUGGAAAGGUGGUCGAUCGUUACGCCCCAACAACUUCCCCGCUCAGCAUUGAGAAGGAUGUGAAGAAGCUGCUGGUAGCUGCUUAGAAGUGCUGUGUAUCUUUCUCUUGUUAUUAUUAGACACAUGAAUAAACCUAAAGCUGCAGUGUAUUUGGUCUGGUUUCUGAAUGAUAUCCAUGUAUUUACAAGGCUGUAGGUUGAGAAUUAUGUAAUAAAUUGCUCGAGCUUUGAUGAAUCCGUCUGAGAAAUUGUCUGGAUUUGUUGAUCCCAAAUGUGUAGCCGUGUUUUUAUGAACUCGGUCUCGCUAAAUUGAAAUUUCUGAGCAGAUUCUUCAAGAAAAUGCAGUUUUCA